GCCACAAUGACGGCAGAGAACCUUUUGAACACUCUCGAGGAUUUAAUAGAUGAGGAAUUAGAGAAGUUCAAAUGGUAUCUGAAGCAGCCACACAUCCUGGAAGGCUACAAAACCAUCAGAGUAUCUGAGCUGGAGAAGGCAGAAAGGUGGAAAACAGUUGACCUUAUGGUGAACACGUUUAACCUUGAUGGAGCUCUAAAGGUGACCAAGAAGGUUUUAGAGAGGAUAUACAGAAAUGAUCUGGUGCAGAGUCUGCCAGAAACCAGCUCAGGACCAGAAGGAAGUCAUUCUGGAGUUUGUCAGCAAAAACUUAAAUCUAACCUGAAGAAGAAGUUCCAGUGUGUUUUUGAGGGGAUUGCUAAAGCAGGAAACCGAACCCUUCUGAACCAGAUCUAUACAGAGCUCUAUAUCACAGAGGGAGGGACUGCAGAGGUCAAUGAUGAACAUGAGGUCAGACAGAUUGAAACCAGCAUCCAGGAAACCAGAGACCAGAAACAACAAUCAGACAAGAAGAACCUUUUAACCUCACCUGGAAGAGAUGAACCAAUCAGAACAGUGAUGACAAAGGGAGUGGCUGGCAUUGGGAAAACAGUCUUAACACAGAAGUUCACUCUGGACUGGGCUGAAGACAAAGCCAACCAGGACAUACAGUUCACAUUUCCAUUCACUUUCAGAGAGCUGAAUGUGCUGAAAGAGAAAAAGUACAGCUUGGUGGAACUUGUUCAUCACUUCUUUACUGAAACCAAAGAAGCAGGAAUCUGCAGGUUUGAAGAGUUCCAGGUUGUGUUCAUCUUUGACGGUCUGGAUGAGUGUCGACUUCCUCUGGACUUCCACAACACUGAGAUCCUGACUGAUGUUACAGAGUCCACCUCAGUGGGUGUGCUGCUGACAAACCCUCAUCAGGGGGGCGGAACACCCCGCUUUCCCCCUCCUGCUCGCGCUCCUCGGAUAACCAACACCGACCUGCAGCAGCAAUGCAGAUUCCCGUCCCCUCCGCAGCUCGUCGUUGACCCAACACGCUGA
This is a messenger RNA of Morone saxatilis (striped sea-bass), 1023 nucleotides long. Its product is annotated as NACHT, LRR and PYD domains-containing protein 3-like. The record is from RefSeq and is a predicted model, not a curated record. NCBI's taxonomy places the organism in Eukaryota, Metazoa, Chordata, Actinopteri, Moronidae.